AUGACAUCCUCUAGUGCUUUGGAUUUUGUCCGCUCAAUACUUCCUUCACAGGAGAGAGAAGACUUUAUGUCACAGGAAUACAUCCAGGCAGUCUGCAACGAGCUUCGAAAUACAGUGCCAGAGCGAUUCGAAGGCGAGCUUGAACUGAUAGUGAACCGAUUGCUGGAGCCUAGCCCGGAGCAAAUCGUCAGAUUCGCGGCUGAACGAUUCAUCAAUGACCGACUCACGCCCGAGGAGGUGCAACGCCUGUUCAGAUUAGUACAGACUUCCGGAUAUGAUGAUUGCUUGCUUUCAUGUCUCAAAGUGGAAGCAAAAGCGACGAAAUGUCUAGCGACAGCUAUUCUUGGAGCGGCAAUGUUAAACAACAACGAACAUUUUGUACGCGUAGCUCUUGAUCAUGGAGCAGAUCCAAAUUGUAGUAUUCCCAUCAGGUACCAGACGCCUUUAAGUCUUGCUACUCAAGACCCAGCAAAGUCCAAACUAAUCCCCAUGCUUCUUGACGCAGGGGCUAAACCCGAUGAUCGGGAUAUUUACCGAGUUGCUAAGCGUAGGGACAUCGACUUAGUGGAGCGUCUCGUUCCUAGGGCUACCUUUCCCGAUAUCGGAAGGUUGGUCAUACUUGCUGCACGUCGCGGAGACGUAGAGCUUUUCCGCUCCCUCAUAAUCCUUGGGGCAACCCAUAACGAAUGGUCACGGGGCCCUAAGGAGGCCCACCCACUACAUCUCGCGCUUCUAGGACACCAUUUCGAACUUGCACAGCUUCUUAUCGACCUCGAACCGCCCGAUGAUAAUCGGAUUGCAUAUCUCAAGCUAGUGGUAGAACGUGGGGACAGGUUAGCAGCAGAGUUCCUGAUUCAGCAUGGGACAGAUGUGAAUGCUCGUAUGCCUUAUGGAACAGAAACAGCUUUAUCAUUGAGCAUCAGGCAAGGCAAUCAAGACAUAAUCCAGCUUCUCCUACGCCACGGAGCCGACCCUUGCGUUGAUGGACCAGGCUUCCUACCACAGCGCCGGGUAAUAGGAACUAAUAGUGACUCUAUUCAAACUGCCCUCGAAGAUGCAGUGCGCAGUGGGUCCAUCGAAAAGACCCAGCUCUUACUAUCAAUGGGGGCAAAAGCCAAGGAAUCGGAUACCACUUCGUUUCUGCUUGGUUUGGCCGUGAAGAAGUCCCCUCAUUUGAUUCCUGUUCUCCUUCGAGCUGGUGCAGAUAUAUCCAACAUGUUCGAAUGGACUUCAUUAACCUCGGAAACCAGUCGUGCAACAAUGCUUGAGGUAGCUGUUGAAUCUGCUACAGCAAGUGGCAGUCUUGAUGUUGUGGAGAUCGUUUUGCGUUUAGGCGCCCCGGUGAACAGGGUCAUACCAGACCCCGAUAUGCCUUCUGCUCUUCAGAUAGCAGUGACUCAAAAUAUGAAUCACAAACCUCUGAGCGAAGUCCUUACGGUGGACCUGGUUCGGCUCCUUCUGGAAUGGGGUGCGGAUAUUGACGUUCUCGAAUUCUUGAGUCUCUUCUGGGAUGAGAAUGAAGAUAGUGAGGCUGUUAAAAUGACGCUUGUGCAGUCCGCAGCGGCACAGGGACGUACAGCUCUUGUCAGGCUUCUCGUUAGUGCUGGUGCAGAUUGCAAUUCGCCAGCAGGAAAGCACGGCUUCACGGCAAUCCAAGCGGCCGCCCGGUUUGGGGACGCGGAGAUGGUAGAAUACCUUAUACAAUCAGGUGCUGAUGUGAAUACUCCACCAGGCCCAAACUAUGGUUUGCCUGCACUGGUCGCGGCGGUGGCAAGAAACGACUUGAAAUCAGUUUCAUCUCUACUUCAGGCUGGGGCAGACCCAAAUACUCCCGGAAUCGUCUCGGUCGAUUCCGUUAGACAGAAGAUGACGGCAUUACAAACGGCAUCAUGUCAGCCUGGAGGUUAUUGCUCCUCAAAGGAUAGUCCAAAGCUUAGGCUGAAGAUGCUGAAGCUCCUACUAAACGCAGGGGCCAGCCCACAGACACCUCGAUUCACGGAUGCCAGGAAAGAUAGGUCCUCACUAGCCUGGGCCGUGUAUUGGGACGACAUUGAUGCCAUAAAACUCCUGCUUGACUUUGGGGCCCAUGCAGACGUUGCCGAGGCAUUGCAGACCGCUCAGGACUAUGAGAGUCCACUAGAGAUCUUGUAUCUGCUGGGAGCUACUUGUUGCGAAGAUGCAAGACGAUCUCGAGACACCCUGAGUUGCAGGUGCGGCAACUUUCAAAGCCAAUUGGAACCUGGUCGAGAUCCUUGCGUCUUCCCUGUACCCCUUGCAGAAAACGAGGUCAGCAUGCACCAGCUGCUUGAAGUUGGCCAAGACGGGUUUCCUUGCUGCCUUCACUCAGCCACUUUGCAAGGCAACUUCGCCAAGGUGAAUCAUUUGUUAGAACACGGCGCAGAUGUCAAUUUAAAGGGCGGCAAUACCUGUAUGCGACCAUUGCAGAUAGCGGCAGAGAAAGGCUACGUUACUAUAGCCCACAGACUGAUUCAAGCAGGUGCAGAUACGGCAACAGCAGUCAGUGAAGCGAAGUGCCAUCGUGGGCUUGAUAUAUGCUAUCUAUUGCAGGUCGAUAAUUCUGGUCAGAGUUAG
Fusarium venenatum is the source of this 2592-nucleotide messenger RNA. RefSeq names its product ankyrin repeat-containing domain protein. NCBI's taxonomy places the organism in Eukaryota, Fungi, Ascomycota, Sordariomycetes, Hypocreales, Nectriaceae. The record is from RefSeq and is a predicted model, not a curated record. Gene Ontology annotation, cellular component: cytoplasm; nucleus. Gene Ontology annotation, molecular function: protein binding.